CGAAUAUGGAAGUGACGAAUAUGGAGGUGACGAAAGUGACAAUGUAAUGUGCCUUCGAAUGUUAUGCAAGAAUGAGAAGAAUCCAUCCAUGCAAACAACAAGAGCAGCAAUACAACAGAAAUAAAAUACAAAAUCUGUAUUCGUUGAACGCUACUAUUUUUAUAACUCAGGUGUCCAAGUCAGAUUUUGCACACCUUAACUAAUCCUCACGACACUUACGAUCUUCUUCCUCUGCAUCAUUUUAUACACAAAGUAGUUGGACCCCUAGUUACUUUUCCCAAAAGUACAGCAGUCAAUCGAAUGAUUUCUUUCAUCCUCCCACUUUCUAACAACAUCUUAGAGGUAGAAACUACUUUAUAAAACAUGCAGCUGGGAAAAUGUUUCAUACUAGAGGGACUGCAUCUCUAUAAAUAAAAGACCUUGGAUAUCAAAAGAGAAUAAAAGAGCUUGGAUUCUGAAUAAACUACUUGAAAAUGAAGUGUUCAAUAGGCCAUCUGAUUAAGAGUAACAAGCCUUACAUUGGGGUCCUCUUUAUCCAGUUUGUGUAUGCAAUCAAGGCCUUAUUCGCCAAAGCAGCAAUUGCCAAAGGAAUGAACCCUUACGUCUUCGUCUUUUAUCGCCAAGCUUUCGCCUCACUUGCCUUAGCUCCAUUUGCUUUCUUCCUUGAGAGUAACAAGCCUGCUACCCUGUCAUUGAACUUACUUUGCAAGAUCUUCUUCGUUUCCUUAUGCGGGAUUACGCUAAGCGUAAAUCUAGACUCCUUGUCAUUGAAUUAUGUCUCGGCAACUUUUUCCGUGGCUAUAUGUACCACAGUUCCUGCCAUUACCUUCAUCAUGGCUAUUUUCUUAAGGAUUGAGAACAUUUCCAUUAAGCAACGGCAUGGAUUAGCCAAGGUGGUGGGUUCCAUAGUCAGUCUCUCUGGGGCUUUGGUUUACAUUCUUAUUCAAGGACCACCUGUGUAUCAAGCUGACCCCAAGGCAAGUUCAGUCUCAUCUACAGAGUGCUAUUCCAAAGGGGACUGGAUGAAAGGCUCACUUGCAUCUAUCUCAUCCAACAUAUCAUGGUCCUUGUGGAUUAUUAUGCAGGGUUCUCUUGUGAAGGAAUAUCCAGCAAUAGUACGACUUACAGCCCUGCAAACCUUCUUUAGCUGCAUACAAUCGGCAAUUUGGGCAGCUGCAGUCGCGAGAAACUUAUCCGCAUGGAAACUUGGAUGGGAUCUUAAUCUACUUUCCGUCACCUAUUGUGGUCUAAUUUUUACAGGGGUGACAUAUUGGUUGCGGAUUUGGGUUGUAGAGAAGAAAGGUCCCGUUUUUCUAGCUAUGUUCACUCCAUUGUCACUUCUUCUAACAGCCUUCUUAUCAGCAGUCUUAGGGAUGGAAACCCUUCACUGGGGAAGUGUCGGCGGUGGUUUGCUACUUGUGGGGGGGCUCUAUGGUUUCUUGUGUGGGAAACAUGAAGAAGGAAAAGCUGAGAAAAUUGAACAACAAAAGUCGGACACCACAGAGGAAACUGUAUAGGAAUGCACUAACAUCAGUGACUACUGUUAAAAGCAAUGACCCAAGCUCAGGAAUACAUGGAAACAAUCUACAUGUUACAUU
Molecule: messenger RNA, 1598 nt
Organism: Rhododendron vialii
Lineage: Eukaryota; Viridiplantae; Streptophyta; Magnoliopsida; Ericales; Ericaceae
Product: WAT1-related protein At1g43650-like
Exons: 7
Coding region: 474-1517 (347 amino acids)
Cellular component (GO): plasma membrane
Molecular function (GO): transmembrane transporter activity
Source: RefSeq, a predicted model, not a curated record